Molecule: messenger RNA, 8481 nt
Organism: Frieseomelitta varia
Lineage: Eukaryota; Metazoa; Arthropoda; Insecta; Hymenoptera; Apidae
Gene: RhoGAPp190
Product: rho GTPase-activating protein 190
Exons: 23
Coding region: 811-5847 (1678 amino acids)
Biological process (GO): signal transduction
Molecular function (GO): GTP binding; GTPase activity
Source: RefSeq, a predicted model, not a curated record
UCCUGAAAACAUUAAUCGCCUUGUGCCCACCCACCAAGAUGGCUCCUUUAUGGGGCAAUACUCGAUGUUUGACGUGAAGUUAUUUACACACCUGGAAUUAAACGUCCAUUGAGACAAGUUGUGGAUGUCUUUCGGUGCACAGUGUGCGUGAAACAGAUCAAGAAAGAGUGCGUGCUCUGUAGCAGUGAAGAAUCGAUCGAGUUCCUGGAGAAAAAAAUUAUACGGGACGGCCGGUUGGUGUAAUACAUAGCUCGCUUGUCGAACAAAAAUCGUACAGAUACACGGUGCCAUUCCAAAGAAUCAUUGCUCACAGUUGUGCUAAAUUAUGAAUGCUGUACUUUAUAGAGAGAGAUAAAGUUUGAAAGUUAUUCGUUUCAAAAUCUGUAUCACUAGUUUUUAGUAAUAUUAAUUUGUCAUUCAUAAAACUACGAUCAUAACAUUUGUAUUAACAAAGCUCAAAUGAAAUUUUGGCAAGUGACAUUUGUUUAUAAUAAUUCAUACAUAAAUUUACAUGUCAUACAAAAGUUUGAGGUAUGAUAUGUCAAUGUUGUGAAGGAAUCAGAAAGAAUAAAAGAGCACAUUGUUGAAAAUGUUACCAAAGGGAGGUAAUAUUGAUUUUCAUAUAAAUUUUUAGACUUGAUAUAAUGACCAAAGGGAGAUAUACUCAUGUUUAAUAAUUGCAAAAAUAAAUGAAUAAGAGAAACUAUUGGUAGUGGUACUUAAAAAUGUCCUGAGUAAAGUUUGACAAAGAAAAGAUUUUUAUUUUCACAUUUAAUUACAUAAGUGAUCUAAUCAAAUUAAGCUUUAAAAAUGGCAAGGAAAAGUGAUAAUAUCAAAACCAUCAAUGUUGCUAUUGUUGGUCUUUCUGGCACUGAGAAAGAUAAAGGACAAGUUGGUGUUGGAAAGUCAUGUCUCUGUAAUCGUUUUAUGCGUUCUUUGAACGAUGAUUAUAAUGUGGACCAUAUAUCAGUGUUAUCACAGUCAGAUUUUAGUGGUCGGGUAGUAAAUAAUGAUCAUUUCUUAUAUUGGGGUGAGGUUACAAAAACAGCAGAGGAUGGAACAGAGUAUCAGUUUCAAGUAAUAGAACAUACAGAGUUUAUAGAUGAUGCAUCAUUUCAACCUUUUAAGGGUGGUAAAAUGGAACCCUAUGCGAAAAGAUGUGCAGCCACAAAAAUUACUAGUGCAGAGAAGCUUAUGUAUAUUUGCAAAAAUCAGUUAGGGAUAGAAAAAGAAUAUGAACAAAAAGUUUUACCAGAUGGUAAAUUAAAUAUUGAUGGUUUUUUGUGUGUAUUUGAUGUAAGCGUUGUACCAAAUAGGUCUAUAGAAAAACAGAUUGAAAUAGUAGCAAAUAUAUUGAACAGUUUAAUGAAAACCAAAAAACCAAUAGUUUUGGUAACAACUAAAAAUGAUGAUGCUAAUGAACAAUAUGUAAAAGAAGCUGAAAAAUUAAUAAUGCGUAAAGAAUAUAAAGGUUCCAUUUUGAUAGUUGAAACAUCUGCACAUGAAAAUAUUAAUAUUGAUUUGGCAUUUAUGAUUUUGGCUCAAUUGAUUGAUAAAACCAAAAUGCGGAGCAAAGUAACACCGUUUGCAGAAGCGGCUAGAGCCAGAAAAGAAUUACUGGAUGCAUCUACAGAAUCUUUACAAAGAUUGAUUCGAGUGCAUGUUACUGACUAUAGAGCACUAUGGUCUCAAGCAUCUAAAAAGCUAGCGCAACAUAAAGAAUUUUCAACAUUUGUGGAAUUGUUUGGUAUCGAUGCAACCCAAAGAUUAUUUAGGAGACAUAUUAAAAAAUUAAAAGAUGAACAAGUGGCAAAAAAGAUUCAGGGAUAUUUAGAUAUGUUACCUGAUAUUCUUCAUGAAAUAUGUCCUGAUGUAACAAAUUUGAUUAAUGAAGAGUGGUCUGCAGUACAACAGUAUAUAAAAGAACAUCCUGAUUUUCAUCAAUAUUUCUAUGAAUGUCCUGAGGAUAUCCCGUGGAUUGAUUGUGAUUUUGGUGAAAACAAUGGAACAAAGAUUCCUUACGAUGUUUUAGAAACACCAGAAGCUGAAACUGUUUUCAAAAAUCAUAUAAAUAUAUUGCAACAAGAACAGCGACGAUUAGAACUUCCUAAAAGAUGGAAAAAGCAAUUUAAGCAAUUGUUGGAAGAAACUGGCUAUGUUACACCAGGAAAGCAUUUGUCUGAAGUUAGAGUUCUUUUUAUGGGCAGAGAAUGCUUUGAAGCUCUUUCGCAUCAUGAUUGUCAAGAAAUAUAUGAUCAACAUCAAAAGGAAAUUAUUGAAAAAGCAAAACAUAAUUUCCAAGAACUAUUAUUAGAACAUGCUGAUUUGUUCUAUCAUUUUAAAAGUAUAGCACCAACUGGUACUAUAACACAAGAUGAUAUUAAAGAAAUAACAGAUGCGUUGGUGGACGAUUUUAGGUAUAAGGCUUUAGAUAGACUAGAUCAAGAUAGAAAAUUAAUGCUUUUUCAACAUUUGGGUUUUGUACAUUGUCCUAUAAGGGAACAUUGUCCAGCUUAUCCAAAUUGCAUGGAUGCACUUAUAGAACGAAUACUUGGAACGAAAGCUCACAGGCCUUCUUCGUGGAAUCAUAGUAGUCAGUGGCAAUUAACAUCUGAUAACAAUCAGUUAAAUUUAGUCAUACUUGGAAGCAGUGGACUUGGCGAAGAAUUUGCUCGUGAAAUAAGAGCACAAACGGAGGAUGACGAAGUAGAAAUUGAUUGUCAGUUAUAUACGCUUGGAUAUCGAAUAAUUGAUGGUGACGUCGGGUUACCACACAAUUCAUUUACCACUUCUGACUUUAUGCCUCACGGGUCAUUCUGUAUUUACGCAGAUGAUUAUUCUUUUGAAUAUAUUCGUUCUUCUUUAGAAAAGACUUUAUUAUCGAAUCUAGAACAGGAAGAUAGGUUACCAUUUCAAGGAUUACCUAUUGUUAUUAUGUUUGUGCCAGAAUCAACUAUAGAUGAAAUGGAAGCAAUACGACUUAGGAAAGAGGGCCAAAAUCUUGCUGAUAGUUUACAGUGUCCAUUUAUUGAUGUCUGUAUAGAGGAUUUAGAGCAAGAUAAAAGGUUUCCUGCUCCGCUUGUGAAAGAUGCAUUGCAACAACUUAUACAAUCUAUAAAUCAUAGAGCUGGUUUUUUAAAUAUUUACCAAAGUGUUAUUGAAUGUUUAGAACCGGAUAUUAGAAUAAUAAUGUGUAUGUUCUGUGGGGAUCCAUAUUCCGUCGAAAAUGUACUCGGUCCUCUACUCAAUCAUCAAUGUUGUUUCCUUAGUGGCGACCGAUCGAUUGUUUUAGAAACAUUUCUAGGAGAGUCGAAACGAAGAGUUGAAGUUAUUAUUUCAAGUUUCCACGGGGCAAAUGCAUUUAGGGACGAGUUAGUACAUGGUUUUAUACUAGUUUAUUCUACAAAAAGGAAAGCCUCACUCGCAACUCUUAAGUACGUAUAUAAUCAUUUUUGUAUGUUUCAAAACUAUUUCAUUUUAAUUCAAUAUUUUUUUCAUAGUGCAUUUUCCAUGAACAUACCAAACUUACCAAUACAAAUAAUGGCUGUGACUGAUACUGGAGGUGCUAAUGCUUUCUUCAGUAAUGACUUAAGUCAUUUACUUAUUACGGAAGGAAAUGCAAUUGCGGAUAAAUUGCAAGCACAUUUUAUGACAUCAGCAUCCAGUUGCCAACAGAAAACGGCAUUUUAUACUCCAUUCUUCAAAGAAGUAUGGGAGAAAAAACCUGAAAUUGAACAAGCAUUUAAUAUGGAAGAACCAGGUAAUCUGAAUGAUAGUGGCGAAGGAACUUUGGAAUACACUGCAUUACAUCCUAUGCCACCACCACGACAUGAAAGUUACCACCUUCAAACACCGGACGAUGGUAUGUCUGUAACUUUCAGAAGUGGUUCUGAAUCAUAUGAGCAAUUAACUCCUGAUGGUGAUCUUGGAGAUACUGGAUUAAAUGAACAGUUUGCCAACAAUAGAGCUACUCCUAGUGAUGACAGUGAUAUUUAUAGCCAAGUAGAAUUUUAUAGAGAAGAAAGAGAGAGGGAUUUGUUAAAACCAGGAGAUAUUACAAACAAAUUAUCUGGUUGGGUAAAAGACACGUUUAUGCAUCAAGAUGGAGUAACUAAUAGUUAUUCUCAUAGAGCUUUCACAACAGGCAGGCGUUAUAUUUCUCAGACAAAACCACGACCGAAAGGAAAUAGUCAAACCUUAAAACAACCUGGCAAAAUAAAUUUAAAAGAUUUUUCAAAUGUAACAGAUGCCAUAGCUAGAAUGACAGUAGGUGAGAAGGAUGAACAUGGUCCUAAAAUAACUAUGGGUCAUGCCCCUCUUGCUACACCCGAAUUGGUAGACUUAGGUUCCGAAUAUGCGCAAGUUAAAGACGUUGUGCCCAGUCUAUAUCCUUCUUAUGAUGGUGAUUAUAUGUACGCUUCAGUACAAGAUUCUGUUGGAAAUAAUAAACCUAAGUUACGUCAUAGACGCGAAAAAGGACAAGCAUAUAGUGACUCUGAUUCUGAGUGGAGUUCUUUAGAGAGACAAAGGGUUGCUGAUGUCUUAGGUAAAGCAAACAAAAAACCACCAUCACACAAAAGGAUACGAAAAAAACGUACUGCUAUACCUGUCGCUGCACCUAAAGUUCCAUCUUUGGCUAGUAUGGGAAGUGGGGAUGGUAUUGUUGGUUUGAAUUAUAAUGUCAAAGAGGAUAAAAAUUGGCGAAUAAACCCUACAGAAAGAGUGUCUAGUGAAACACCAGAUUCUUCCGAAUCUAGUGAUCCAGAGCAUACUUCGAGAUCGAGAGCAAAACAAUAUAAACAUGCUGCUGCUAGUCUACGAAAAAGAUUUGGAAAUUCAUUACCACAGCAACAUUUACCUACAUCAUUACAACACCCCUACAAUGUAAAACAUAUGACUCAAGAAAUGUUUAGUGCUUCCUUAAAGCAGAGGAGUGACAUUAUCUUUGGCAACAUUCCAGAUGAUGAAUCCAGCUUAGAUGUUUCGUCUCCACGAGAAAUUAAUUCUCCCAGUGUCAAAGAUGGCGAUAAAUUGAACAGAAAAAAGGACAAACAAAAAGCGAAAGAAGAUGAAAAGUUAGAAAAGCGUCGCCAAAAAGAAGAAAAGCUUAAAAAACAUGCAGAAAAAGAAAAAGAAAGGGAAAAGAAGAAACAAGAAAAAAUAAAACAAACUAAAGGUGCUAGUUCAGCAUUAAGCAUGAGUCAACCAUUAAUUGAAGAUUUCGCACAAAGUGAAACAAAUCGAAUACCUUUAUUUCUUGAAAAAUGCGUGCAAUUUAUUGAAGACGAAGGAUUAGAUUCUGAAGGUAUAUAUAGGGUUCCUGGAAAUAGAGCGCAUGUUGAACUCCUCUUUCAGAAAUUUGAAGAAGAUGGAAAUGUCGACAUACAUUCAUUGGAUAUACCAGUAAAUGCUGUUGCAACUGCUUUGAAAGAUUUCUUUUCAAAGAGGCUACCACCGUUGAUUGAUAAAGAACGAAUGAGCGAACUCGAGGACAUUUCAGGUGCUCGUGGUAUUAGCAAACCAAUGUCCGCAACAUGUAUGAAUAUGGAAGAUCGAAGCUGCAGAUUGUUGGCAUUGCGUUUGAUGCUCAACAAAUUGAAUCCAAUUAAUUUUGAUGUACUUAAAUUCAUUUUUCAUCAUUUUGUAAAAGUGGCUGAAAAUUGUAAGCUGAAUAGUAUGGAUAGUAAAAACUUGGCAAUCUGUUGGUGGCCUACUUUAUUACCUAUAGAAUUUAAUGAUCUUGGCAGAUUUGAAGCAAUGAGACCAUACCUGGAAGAUGUUGUUCAAACGAUGAUAGAUCAAUAUCCUUUCUUGUUUUGUGGCGAAGAAGCUAUUGUAAUGGUGUAGUGAAAGACUACAUUAUUUCGAAUUGUACAAUUUAAGGUUGUACAAGUAAAACGGGGGAAUAAUUACAUGUCAGUACGGUGUGUAUUAUUUCUGUAAAGUUUAGUCCUUAUGAUCAUGACUAAUGAUUGGUCUCGUUAUGUUUAUAUACCAUGACUUGAUCGUAGUGCACUUGAGCUACGACUAGGAUAAUUUUCGUGACGCGAAGACCGAACAAAUUAAUUUAAGUUUACAUACUCGUUCCAUUGCGAAGUGUGACUGACGGAGUGAUAGAUUAAUGGUCCUAAUAAUGGCUGUUUGCAGGCCCGAUAAUAAUGCGCAUAAUAAAAAGUCAAUCCAUGUGUCAUAACAGUAUGCAUGUAUCAUGUUGGAUGUAUUCAGAGCGAUGUAUUUAUUAACAUGUAUUUAGAUGUAAGUCUCGAUAUUUGAUACUAGCGAAUACUCGUAGUAAGCUCGAUGUUGCUUUUUUAUCCGAUGUAUUUUUUUCUUUUUUCUUUCUGUUUUUAUGUUUUUCUUAUAGAUAAGAGAUCUGUUCAUUGUAUGCAACGUGUAUGCGUGUAUGCGUGAAGAAGAAAGAAAGAGAGAAAAAGAGAGAAAGGAAAAUGACGCAAUCUUAUAAAAAAAUAUUCAUAUUCUAAAACGUGUUAAAGACAUUACUAUAAAAUGUACGAGGUAUGCAAAUUUUCUCUAAUACUACAUGCGCAUUUUUAUAUAGCAAAAAUAUCAAAAGUUUCGAAAUAUGACUACGAGUAACUCAAUUUCUCGAUUAAUUGAAUUAUCGUUUUCAGUCUCGAAAGUGUUUUUCAUUUGCAUUUAAUCGAUAUACAUCUCUUUCUCGAAUCGAUAUUUCAGAAUAUCAGUUAUAUUCAGUUGAUUUAAUAGAGCUACUUAGGCUCGGUGAUACAAUGCAUAAUAUUCAUCCAUUCCGUCUGAGUGAAAAACAAAAACGAACAAAAGAAAAAAAAGAAAAAAAGAAAAAAAGUGAGGAAAAUGAAAAGCGUUACAUGUAUUCGCGAUUUUUUCAAGAUGUGCAGAUUGUAAGGAUAUUGAUAUGGUUUUAAUUAUUAAGAUAAAUCUCGAAGAUUUCCGAAUUUAUAACAAAUCACGGGAAUACUAAAUACUAAGAACAAUACUUAGAAUUUCACAGACAUUUUUUCAAGUUUCAUAAAGCGAACAAGUGUACAUAAGAUUAUAAGAUUGUAAGCUACGAAAAGUUUAUAACAAGAAUAUCACGAAGAUCGACCUAUCGAUACUUUCGAGAUAAUUCAGUGGUCGCCAUGACACAAAUCGCUUCUAUCCUUUUUUACGCGAUUGCAUGUUAUAUUUGAAGAAAAAGUAACUGAAUAAUAGACGAAGGUUCGUGUUUUUAAUCGCAUAUUGUAUUUUGUAUAUCAGCUUUCAUCUGUAUUUAUAAAAAAAGUAUUUAUCAACGUUUCUUUUUAUUUCUCGAACAGCUUUAGCAUACCGUGGUCACGGAACAUGCAACCGAUCGUCAAACUGUUCAACCAUUUUUGCUCUAGUACCUGCUGCGUUGUCCCGAACUACGUAACAAUUCUCAUUUGGUAAAAAAAAAUCAUUGUUUCAAAUUAAUACAUUUCUGAUAACUUUUAUGUAUUUCCAUGUAUAAAAAGUUCUGACGAUCGUCGUUAACUGUACUGAAGAUGAAAUGAAAUUCAAUACUAUUGAACGCAUCAACAGAUCAAACGACUGAGCCAUUAGAACUGUGAUGUAGUUACUUGUUUUUAAUAAUGUAUAAUAGUAACUGUGUCGAGAAAGAUAAAAAGGAUUGUUCCAUGACGCUUAACGUGAUAGAUGCGUUCUUUGUUGAGACGAAGCUAUUGUUUCACGAUCAGUGUAUGUUAGCAGUUAGUUGAUUUUUCCAGCGUGUAAAACCUCUUCGUCUAUUAAUGCGGAAUGUGGUCCGAUUCAAAGUCCGUUCAAAUAGCGACGAAUUCACACGUGGGUGUGCCAUAUCGUGUGUAGUUGUCAUGAUGGUAAUGUAACCGUAUAUCUUUCGGGGAUGGAAUGUUCGGAGGUGAGGAUGAUCAAGUACAUCAACCGACGAUUGAUCAGUAAUGGAACCACUGUGUUUCUUUCUUGUUUUAUUUUAUUCGAUAAUCCGAAAUGUAACAAGAAACAUUCCCGCGAGUAACAAUUGAGGUUACUUCCGGUUUUGUCGAGCGCGAAUUCGACGAGGUUCAUGUUCCUUCGGCAAAUGAAUACGUUGCGCGUAAACGAAUCGAGGAGGAAGAAGAAGAAAGAAAGAAAGAAAGAAAGAAAGAAAGAAAGAAAGAAAGAAAGAAAGAAAGAAAUGAUUUUCGAACAAGAUCGUUCGAUCUCGACGAGUUCGUCCUCGAUAAAUUUUGCACUGUCGUAUUUAUAAGAAAAAUCGUUGUAACGAUAUUUCGAUGAUCUAACGAGCGCCGCGAGGAUGCUUAGCGACAAGCAACGGAUCGUACAUUCCCGUAUUAGUCGUAACAUGAAACAAAAAAAAACAGAAUUUUAUACAUUCGUACGUACAUAAUUGUAUAAUGUUAUUAAUAGGAACAGAGACGUCGAUGUUACGUGUGAGAUCUGGGAUAUGGAUCAAAUGCUGUCUGAAAUAAUAAUGACAUGAUUUCUGUCAUUGUCGCUGAA